AUGACUGAAUUCAGUGGAAAUGAGACGGCUCCCUUCUUUGGCUUCCUCGGCGCCGCCGCGGCCCUCGUCUUCUCCUGUAAAUCCCCUCCCGAGGAGGAUUCUCUUGUCCUUGAUUUGGUCGGAUUGACGCGCCGCGGUCCGGUUUGUGUGGCUUUGAUAGCGUUUUUUUGUUUCUGGCAGGCAUGGGGGCGGCGUACGGGACAGCGAAGAGCGGGGUGGGGGUCGCAUCGAUGGGUGUGAUGCGGCCGGAGCUGGUGAUGAAGUCCAUUGUUCCCGUCGUCAUGGCGGGAGUGCUCGGGAUCUACGGCUUGAUCAUCGCAGUUAUCAUUAGCACGGGGAUAAACCCCAAGGCGAAGCCGUAUUACUUGUUCGAUGGGUAUGCACACCUCUCGUCUGGUCUCGCGUGCGGUCUCGCGGGGCUCUCCGCGGGGAUGGCUAUCGGAAUCGUUGGGGACGCUGGAGUGCGGUAACUUAUCUUCUUGACAUCCUUUUCCUUCGUCAUCGAUCAUGUAUGAUCCAUGCGACCUGCUUGUUUAUACUCGGUUUUCUAUUUUCAUUUUCUUCCCUUGUCGACGGGUGUUAGUGAUUCAUAUAUUAUAGUAUGGGUUGUGCUACCUGAUGAUCCGCUAGUUGUUUUGAAAACUUUUACGGGCGCAAGUUGAUAUCUUGGGAGGAAAAAUGUUCGAAAUGGUCGGAUGAAAUUUAUGUUGGAUAUCGAAUGUUUAUAGUUCCAAGAAAAUUAGUUUUUUUCCCACUUGUUAAAGUUCUUAAUGCAAAACUCAAUUCAAUUGUAGCAUUGGUGGGCGCUGAGGGGUUCCUACAACCAUGUUUUUAGUUCUAAGUACGGAACUUCAUUUCUUUACUGAUUUCUGAAGAUUAUAAACAUCUCCAAGAAGGAGAGGAGAAAAUAUGACCUCCCAGUCCCAAUGAGUAAAAGAUUAGUUCCGUGAUUCUAUUCGUUGAUCAGACAAUUUAAUGGCAUGUAAAUUAGACCUUUGCCACUAUGUUCCUUCUGAAUGUUAUAUUCACCAGAAUUUCCCAUGCAAAUCCAGACUUUGUAGACUUAAAACAAGAACAUAAGAUUCAGUAGUUAUAAGUUAAACCAUUUUAGUGGCUGUAAUUUAUUUUGAUAUUCCAUUCUCUCUAAGCUAAAUCUUAUCUCCAUUUAUUUUGACAUGGUUUUUGACAAUAAAUGAAAGAGUUGAUCACGUGACGUGUACGAAUAAUUAUUUUCGUGGGUUCAUAUUGGUAAUUAUUUUUCUGUGAUCAAACUCUUUAUCCUUCUUUCAAGUCCUUCAAGUGUUACGUGAUGUAGAGAUUUUCAGUGUUGUAAUGAUUAGUAGCGCAUAACAUUGUUCAUAAACUUAUUUAUUCUGUUUUGGAUGAAUAAAUGAAUGUCAGUGCGUACAAGCUUUUGGUUCUCUGUUAAAAAGUUAAAUGUACCCCAUAUGAUUAGAGAAAUUUGACCUUCGACUACAAAGAUAAGGUAGAAGAAGGAACAUAAGAUCCUCCCCCUCUUUCUCCCCUUUGUAAAGAAAUCCAUUCUUUCUUUCCUAAAAUUUUCUCUGAUGGUCCCUUCCGCUGGAAGAUAGUCCUUAUCCCUCAAGAGCAUAGUUUAUACCCUGGACGAUAGUCAGGAAACAGGUACCGUAUGGAUGUCUGGUAGUAAUAUAAGUAUCUGUCCUAGGGUGUUAUAACUAUUCAGUGAUAACCAUUUAGUAUGUGAAAUGGACUCGUAUGUGUAUCCACCAUAUAUUUUCGAUGUUGGAUUUGGUGGUUGUUGAUUUCUAAAAAAAAUAUAUGGUAGCAUGCACUGAAAUUUUUCUACCGUGAUCCUUAAUCUGUUCGUUGGAGUUUCCAGAAAAUGUAUAUGAUGUUUAGAACUCAGAAACGAAAGUGCAACACAUGCUUAAUAUAAAUAUUCAGCACAGACGCACUUGCAAGUUGAUUGUUAGCUCAACAGAUGUCCAGUAAUUUAUAUUCUACCAAGUUUUAGAGGUCCAGCGAUGUUUUUUAAAGGUGGGUAGGAAGGAUACCAACGCCAAAUAUCCAGAUUUUAGAUCGUUUUACUUGUGGCCUUCAAGCUAUGCUUAAUUUCUUUCUUUGGAGCAAUGCCUCUGCUACAAUUAUCUUUUUGGCUCCAUCACGGAUGGUUUUCGAGUUUUUUUUGGCGUGGAUAAUCCCCUUGUUCGAGCUUCACACAGGAGGUUGAAAUGCUUAUGCCCGACCAAUCAAAUGUCUCUCCGGCUGUCAUUAUCAUCUCCUUCUUUGGCCUCAUAUAUGCAUACACAUCAUGUGUUUUCAAAUUUUCUGAGCAUGUCAUCCCUAAAAAUCUCAUAAAAUUCGGCUUUACAACUGUCAUCGCCAUUUCAGGCAAUUCCUGUCAGUGAGCUAUCUUCACUUAUGCCAUAACGUACUUCAUUCUCAACAUCUAUGAGAUGUUUGAUAUGAUUCACCAGAUACCUGAACAUGUGUGUGGCUUUAAUCAGUCUCUACACUUUUCCUGUUCCUGCAAUUUAUCAGGGGAAGCUCUAGAGGUUUUCUUGUUCUUUUCCUUUCUUCUCCUCUUCACCUCCAUUUCUUGGAUCCGGAGAAGAAUCGAGGAUCUGCGAUCUGGAACCUGAAAGCCAAUUACAGGGAGGUGCAGUGGGUGUGUGAAACUAAUAGGGAGGUGAAGUGGUACCGUUUCCCACCUUUCCCACUUAUUUCCUUGUUAGUGGCGUGGUCUAGGAUGUGAAAUAUGUGUGGUUUUUGUCUCUUACUGCAGGCCAUUUGUCUUACUAAAAACAACCUCCAGUCCGGAUCUCCCUAGGAGCUAUCGUGAUUCAUGAUCAGCUUAAAAUGUUUUGACUAACUUGUGCUAAAUUUCUCGCCACCCUUCAUGUCUAGGAUGCAAGAAGGGGGUAGCUGUGGGGACAGAAAAUGAAGGCGAAAUGAAUAAGAGCAAGGGGAGGGGGGUAGGGAAAUUAAUGCAAAAUUAAGGAAAAAGCUUGUGAUGGAGUCAACUGAUUGAUCUCUUUCCUCUAGUCGCGUUAGAUAUCCUCCCUUUAACGGGAGAGUGAACUACAUCCUCCUCAUCCUCCUGGCCCUCGCUUUCUCCCUCCCUCUUUAAAAGAACGUCUCUCUUUCUCAUCCAAAAGUCUGAUAAGAGAAGAGGACUGCAAUUGUGGACUGUAGCUAACUAGCGAUCAAUACACACACUCAACAAGUUUCUUAAAAAAACAGGGCUGGCAGAUCUCUUCGUCGUUCAUCCCCACUGUCUUAGUUCCAUGCCUGCCUGCUGUGGCUUCCACCCUCUCCCGUUUCUCUCCCCGCUAUUGGCAUGCUAAAAAAAUGGUGUCUUGCCACGGGAGCAAGGGUUGUCCCCAUUGGUUACAGUGGCAUUCCCCCUCCCCUCAUUUCCUCGUUUAUUUUUGAAGAUGUAAACCUGUGUUUCUGGGUUGGUAAUCAAUCUGGGGUUUCUAAUUAUGAUGACUUUGACCUCGUCGGCUUUGACUUGUUGAGAUCCACGGGUGGAUGAUCUUUGCUUCUGCUUGGCAUUUGUUCCAUCAGUUGGACGAAUUGAACCCAUCGUUUCCUGCGUAUUCAUCCUGGAAGAAGAUGUUUUUUUGAAUCCUUGUUCUCACGUUCUUGCAGGGCCAACGCGCAGCAGCCAAAGCUCUUCGUGGGUAUGAUUCUCAUCCUCAUUUUCGCCGAGGCGCUUGCUCUCUAUGGUCUCAUCGUCGGCAUCAUCCUCUCAUCACGCGCUGGCCAGUCUCGGGCCGAUUAA
Molecule: messenger RNA, 3769 nt
Organism: Spirodela intermedia
Lineage: Eukaryota; Viridiplantae; Streptophyta; Magnoliopsida; Alismatales; Araceae
Source: the annotation of a GenBank genome assembly